Molecule: messenger RNA, 1694 nt
Organism: Anopheles maculipalpis
Lineage: Eukaryota; Metazoa; Arthropoda; Insecta; Diptera; Culicidae
Product: fatty-acid amide hydrolase 2-B
Exons: 3
Coding region: 1-1677 (558 amino acids)
Source: RefSeq, a predicted model, not a curated record
AUGAAAAUUGAACCGGAAUCAUCGACAAUGAGUUCGCCGCUGAAAGCGCUGGUGGAAUUUCUGCGGCUCAUUUACGCCAAGUGCUACCGCAAAGUGGUCCGCGAAUGCAACCAACAAAUGAGCUUCGCUAUACGCCGGCUGCUCCGGGCAGCCAUGUGCGUGUUUAGCUGGUUCGUCAUGCCCUACUCGCAGUGCGUCAGCAGCCGGAUAGAGCGUCGCAAGCUACCGCCGAUAGAGAAUCCGCUGCUGCUCCUGUCCGCUACCGUGCUCGCCGAACGCAUCCGCAAGGGGGAAGUACGCAGCGAGGAUGUGAUCCGUGCGUACGUCCAACGCUGCCAACAGGUUAACCCAUUGCUGAACGCCAUCGUCGAAGAUCGCUUCGAGGCUGCGCUGGAGGAGGCGCGCGAAAUUGAUAGCCAGCUAGCGAAGGGUGCAUUGGGCACGGUGGAAGAAUUGGCCCGCACAAAACCUCUGCUAGGAUUGCCCGUGUCCGUGAAGGAAAGCUUAGCGGUGGAAGGUAUGAGCAAUACGGCCGGUCGGAAGCUGUGCGAAAAGAAGGUUGCGCUAAGCGAUGCACCUGUGGUGCGACAGAUUAAGCGUGCCGGAGCGAUUGUGCUCCUGGUAAGCAACACGCCCGAACUGUGUCUUUGCUGGGAAACGUACAACCAGUGUACGGGCCUGACACGCAACCCGUACAAUCUGCAGCGCACGGCUGGUGGAUCGUCGGGCGGCGAAGCUGCACUGAUCUCUUCCGCCGGUUCACUGAUGGGUGUGACGACCGAUAUUGCCGGUUCGUCCCGAUUGCCCGCCAUGUUUACCGGUGUUUUUGGCCACAAACCCUCCCCGUACGUAGUGUCACCGUACGGACAUCAUCCGUCCUGUGACGAUGAAAAUUGGGGCAGUUUCUUCACCCCCGGCGCGAUGACUCGGUACGCGGAAGAUUUGCCGCUGCUGCUGGAAGCGAUGCGUGAUCCGGACGGUGCGGCCGUUACUCUGGACAAACCGGUCCCGGUCGGUUCGCUCAAGUGUUACUACAUGGAAAACGAUGGACCGUCCGGUUUGACGCGACCGAUCGAUCCCGACAUUGUGCGCGCGAUCCGAGACGUGGCCGCACACCUGAACGCACAACGCGUCAACCUGAAGCGAUUGCGCUGGACGCUGGACAUUUCCGUAUGCAAGAUGUUGCGCAUGAAGAACGUGGAAACGAUUUACAGCCCGCAGGCAAACGGCAAGCCGGACACUACGAUCAAACGGGAGCUGUUCAAGUAUCUGCUCGGCAUGUCCAAGUCCGAUCUGCCGUCGGUUAUGAUUGGACCGAUGCAGCACAUCGUGAACAAUUACAUUCCCCAAUCCCGGCUAGACUUUCUCGACAGCCAGACGGAGAAGCUGCGCAAAGACUUUAUCGAUCUGCUCGGCACGGACGGUGUGUUUAUCUAUCCCGGAUUUCCCAACACGGCCCAUCGACACUAUCGCAUCUUUCACAAGCUUGUCGACACGACGUACAUGAUGGUGUUUAAUACCGUCGGACUACCGGCCGCCUCCUGCAUGGUCGGGUUUGAUCGCGAGAAGCUACCGAUCGGUGUACAGAUUGUCGCCGCACCCGGACAGGAUCAUCUUAUCUUUGCCGUGGCCAAAGAGCUAGAACGACGGUUCGGUGGCUGGGUGCCUCCAUCCUAAAAAGGUACCGGAAGAGA